AUGGAACAAUAUACUUUUAAGCAUGUUUCAUUUAUUUUACUUAAAAAUAAAUGGAUAAAUGUUGAUACCGAUUGGAAUCCUUGUUGCACAGAUAAAUGUAUUAACACAAACAGACGUACUGGAAAAUGUGUUAAUAAGAAUGGAUUUAUUGAAUUAAUAAAUGAUUUGGAUAUUAAAUACAAUAAUUGUGUUAAAGGAGAGGGUGUUAAUAAGAAAGCUUUUGUCUAUUCACCAAAUAGAUUCAUCAAACCACACAAUUAUUUUACUUUCUCAUUAUUUUAUUUCGAAGUAAAAUGUCAAUUUGAAAAUAAUUUUGAUGAAAUUGAAAUGCAAAUAGGUGUUAAUACAAAUAAUAUAUUUAUUCGAUUACAAGCAAAUGAGUCUAAAAUUUAUUAUGGAUUCCAGUCAAAAGAAGGAAAAGAAUUUAAAAUUGACUCGUUUUCCUUUGAAAAUAACGAUAUUCUUGGAUGUGGAUUAGUCUAUCCGAUAGUUGGUGGUUUAGUUGAAAAAUUGCCUUAUUUAUUUUUUACUCAAAAUGGGAAACAAAUUGGGAAGGCUGUUUUGCUUGAAAAUGAAGUUUAUGAACCUUUUAUUUCUUUAAAGUGCUGCUCUGUUGAAACUAAUUUUGGGAAUGAUUUGAAGGAUAAACCUUUUAGCUAUGACGUUUCUAAGCAUUUUUUGCUUGAUGAAUUUUAUUAAAUGAAUGAAAGGGGGUGAGAGAGAUGAGAGACUGACUGAGAUUUUUUAAAAAUAUUUUUUUAUGAUUUAUUCUUUAAAAGAAUUUUGUUUUGAAUUUUAAUUUAUUACGGAAAAGCCACUUUACCGCAAACCAAUUGGAGAAGUUCGACAUCAGGGGUGGGCCUAGUCCCACAAAAUAUAUC
Molecule: messenger RNA, 881 nt
Organism: Meloidogyne enterolobii
Lineage: Eukaryota; Metazoa; Nematoda; Chromadorea; Rhabditida; Meloidogynidae
Source: the annotation of a GenBank genome assembly